AUGGAGUGCUAUAUACCAUUAGAUUCGACAAUAUCGAAUACCGACUAUGAGGCUUUAAAUGAAUCUCACAACAAGAGACAAUUUGUUAUCUUUGAUGAACAAUUGAAACUAGUGUUACACUCGACAAAUAAUUCAGAUGAUGAUAGAAACGUGGCUCUAAAAUCAUUCAGUGUGUGGAUCAAUGACUCAAUGAUGCUAGAAUCAACAGAUAUGUCCUUAUUUGAUGUCGAUGCAACACAAAAUUGUUGGAUCAUGAAGCCAACCGUUUGCGCUGAACAAUUGUUUAGAUCGACAGUCGUGAUGAAUAAUGCUUAUGAUAACAAUAUUAAAUUCAAAGUUCAGUAUGGCUCUAUAGACAGGAAGAGUAAUGGUACCAUUAAGAACAGUAAACAUGAGAAUACUGACGAUGAAGAGAAUGAAUAUUUACCCAAUUUUGAACCCAUACAUAUUUGGUCUCAAGUUCACAAUAAAAAUGAUAUGUCAAUUGCACCAGUAAAAGAAGAGGAACCAACAAAUGGGGACCAAGAAGUGACGACAUUAAUAUCCUCAACUGAAGAGCCAGAGGAACUUACUUUAGAGUUUCCAAUAUAUUCUUUGUUAAACAUGAGACUACGAAACACAUCAUUACAUAGUAAACAACACAUAAUUUCUUCAUUGGAUUUCCAGACUUCUAAAGCUGCCACUCAAUUAUCUGAUAGGUACAGUAUGACGAAUGGGAAUAACACUCUGGAGUUCAAAUUUGAUGAGGUUCGUUAUUCAUUACUCGAUAGAAACUCUCAUAUACGAUUGGAUCCAAUCGUCCCAUUAGAGAUUCCAUUCAAAGCUCAGACCCACGAUAGUUUCAGCAUAUGUUACAAACUACCAUUAUUGAAUAAUUCUUCAAAUAAUAUACCACAUCGUGUACGUGUCAAACUCAUUUACAAAAUCAUCAUAUCAAUGAAUCAAGAAUUAAAAGCGUGCCUACCGGUAUUAACAUCAUGGGAAACUGAUGUUACUAUAAAGAAACCCGUGGAUAAUAGUGUACUAUCUAGGGUCGCCUCUACAUCUGUAUUAUCAACACCAAAAUUGGUCUCAAAUAGUAAAAGAUUCCCAAGUCUGGCAACACAUCUUAAUCACAGCAUAGGUAACUUUCCAACUACGAGUAAUGGAAAUUUACUGUACAAUUCAAGUAACAAUUUGCAACAAAAUUCAAUGACUUCAUUGAUUAAUAACAAGAUGGAUAAUGUUAAAUUUAAAUUCCUCAACAACAAUUUACAAGUUAUGAAAGGUGAAAAGUUCCACAUGAGAUUACAGAUUGUCAAUUCAUCGAACAUACCAUUAGAUCUAGUCGUUUAUUAUAACAACAACAAGAAUUCUAGUCUGGCUUUAGGGUCAAGUGGUAGUAAUGGGAACAACAUUAACAAUUCGUUCGCAACAUUACCACCAACAAAACAAUAUCAAAUAUACAGGAAAUUUAGUAAAGUAACAGAGGGGAUUAUACUACUAUCAAAUGACUACAAGGUACCUAUAAUCCAGCCCAAGCAAACAUAUUUUGUCGAUCUAAGCUUCAUUGCUAUCAUGUCCGGUUAUUACUCUACCCUUUCUGCUUUGAAAGUAUUAGACUUACAGACCAAUGAACUCAUAGAAGUAGGCUUGGGUGCAUCGAUAUUAGUCAAAUGA
Messenger RNA from Maudiozyma barnettii, 1659 nucleotides. RefSeq names its product Trs65p (gene TRS65). The record is from RefSeq and is a predicted model, not a curated record. The coding region runs from base 1 to 1659 and encodes 552 amino acids. Gene Ontology annotation, cellular component: trans-Golgi network; TRAPPII protein complex. The transcript has a single exon. Lineage: Eukaryota; Fungi; Ascomycota; Saccharomycetes; Saccharomycetales; Saccharomycetaceae. Gene Ontology annotation, biological process: intra-Golgi vesicle-mediated transport.